Emiliania huxleyi CCMP1516 is the source of this 1191-nucleotide messenger RNA. RefSeq lists its product as hypothetical. The transcript is spliced from 3 exons. The record is from RefSeq and is a predicted model, not a curated record. The coding region runs from base 1 to 1191 and encodes 396 amino acids. Lineage: Eukaryota; Haptophyta; Isochrysidales; Noelaerhabdaceae.
AUGGCCGGCCAUCGGCCGACCCCCCGGCUGCCCGAGUGCCAUGGCUGCGGCUCUUCUCUCCGCCGGCGUAAAGCUCGGGCCUUGAGAGAUGCGGUCCAAUCGCCCCACAUGGCGGCGCCCGGCCGCGUGAUUGCGCUCCUGGAUCACUGGCGGCCGGAGCGCUACCCUACGACGCGCCUCUACGAGCGUCACUUCCUGGGCCUCGUCCACAUCGUCACGGGAGACCUCUUCCCGGCCUGCCUCAACGUGACUGACGAGCACGGCGGCAUCGCUUGCCGGCUCCACUACCGCGACUCGUACCCGGGCGAGGGCCACCUCUACUCGGUCGGCAAGGUUAUGCUCUCCCUCGCCGCGUCAGGGAGCCCAAAGAAGAAGAGGUCCAAGGGGCCGGGCUGGCUGCGGACGCUGGCGCGCCGCGCGAGCGGAAAGCUCGAGACGGCGUCCGGCGUGCUGCUGAUGCACAUGGACUUUUUUGUCGACCCGGCCCGCCUCCGCCGCCGGCGGGCAGACUUUGUGUGGCGGCUCGGGCCGGGCCUCCCCGGCGAGGCGUGGCAGAAGAGCGCGCCUCCACGCGCCGUCCCAGCCCGGCCAGGCGUGGCGACGUUUGCGGGCCAUUCCAGGGUUCCGCCGAGGCUGCUGGUGUCGGACCUGGCCGCGCUGCGGGCGGGGCGAGACGAGCUCUUUUGGCGGGAGCGCUGCUUCCGCGAGGAUGGCCGGAGCGGCGCCGGCGAGCGAGCGGCGGCGCCGUGGUUCGGCUUUGACUCGUGGCGAAGGGGGAUGCGGGCCUCCCACCAGCUGCACAACGCGACGGCGUUGCUCGGCCGCUACCGCCAGAGCGCGCCGUCGCUUGACGGAGCGUGGGCGGCGGUGGGCGCGGGGACGGUGUGCGCCGGGUGGAGCGACCUGUACUACGUCCCCAUGCGCCUGGCCGCCGCGUUUGGCGACCUGAUGCACCUCUACUUUUGGCAGCGCGUCUUCCACGAGGUUGCCGUGCCGUCGAUCCUGCACAUCCUCUCGGGCGGCUCGCGCGAGGAGGAGGUGCUCGACGGGUGCUUCGGCUGCUGCUGCUGCGACCUCGAGCCGGCAAUCGACCCGGCGCUCGUGCUCGGGAAGCAGGAGUGCGCCCACCGCGUCGACCUGCGAGAUGCGCGCGCUCGCAGCUUUAUGCGAGCCGCGCUCCUCCGCGGCUAA